This is a messenger RNA of Arabidopsis arenosa, 1332 nucleotides long. The record is from the annotation of a GenBank genome assembly. Lineage: Eukaryota; Viridiplantae; Streptophyta; Magnoliopsida; Brassicales; Brassicaceae.
AAUCUGAAAAAAUAGUACUUGAUUGAUUUCAUGAUGAUGAUGAAAUGAUUGAUGCUUUGAGUCACAAAAUCUUGUUUUUUUGAAAGUUGUGUGAUCUUAUUUGCAUAGUUAAAUAGUUUUGAUUUGAAAGUUUUGAGACAUGGAGAAGAAAUCAGAAGAAGAUGGGAACAACAUGAAGAAAGAGAAGAUCUUUAGAGCGGAUAAGAUUGAUUUGAAGAGUUUAGAUAGACAGCUUGAGAAACAUUUGAGUAGGGUUUGGUCGAGGAAUCUUGAGGUGAAUCCUAAAGCUAAGGAAGAAUGGGAGAUUGAUUUGGCUAAGUUGGCAACAAGUAAUGUUAUUGCUCGUGGUACUUAUGGUACUGUCUACAAAGGCACUUAUGAUGGACAAGAUGUUGCAGUGAAGGUUCUUGAUUGGGAAGAUGAUGGGAAUGAAACAACGGCCAAGACCGCUACAAAUCGGGCUUUGUUCCGUCAAGAGGUCACUGUUUGGCACAAACUUAACCAUCCAAAUGUCACAAAGUUUGUUGGAGCGUCGAUGGGAACAACGAAUCUUAAUAUACGAUCAGCUGAUUCAAAAGGCUCGUUGCCUCAACAAGCGUGUUGUGUGGUUGUGGAGUAUCUUCCUGGUGGAACAUUGAAACAACACUUGAUUCGUCAUAAGAGCAAGAAACUCCCUUUUAAAGCCGUUAUCAAACUCGCUCUUGAUCUCGCGCGAGGGCUAUGCUAUUUGCACUCAGAGAAGAUUGUGCACCGCGAUGUGAAAACAGAGAAUAUGCUUUUGGAUGCUCAUAAGAAUUUGAAAAUAGCGGAUUUUGGAGUAGCGCGGGUGGAAGCUCUAAAUCCAAAAGACAUGACAGGAGAAACCGGUACUCUUGGAUACAUGGCUCCUGAGGUCAUUGACGGUAAGCCAUACAAUAGAAGGUGCGAUGUUUACAGCUUUGGGAUAUGUUUAUGGGAAAUCUACUGCUGCGAUAUGCCUUAUCCUGAUCUUAGCUUUGUCGAUGUUUCUUCCGCGGUUGUCUUACAUAAUCUGAGACCGGAGAUACCAAGAUGCUGUCCGACUGCAUUGGCGACCAUAAUGAAGACAUGUUGGGAUGGUAAUCCGCAGAAACGGCCGGAGAUGAAGGAAGUGGUGAAGAUGCUUGAAGGUAUUGAUACCAGUAAAGGCGGCGGAAUGAUACCGGAAGAUCAGAGUCCGGGAUGUUUCUGCUUUGCUCCGGCUCGUGGACCUUGAAUUUCCCUUUCUACCUCUAUUUGGUUGUCUUGUCUUGUUUUUCUCGACAUUAACUAAGUGCCAUUUUUCUUCUUCUCCAAGAAAACGUCUUUUAACAA